Messenger RNA from Nylanderia fulva, 1610 nucleotides. Its product is annotated as putative serine hydrolase. NCBI's taxonomy places the organism in Eukaryota, Metazoa, Arthropoda, Insecta, Hymenoptera, Formicidae. Gene Ontology annotation, cellular component: membrane. The record is from RefSeq and is a predicted model, not a curated record.
AAAUCCAUCUGAAUUACUGAAUCAUUUCCUCCUUUCUUCCCCUUCCUACUCCGAAUGAAUUAAAGAGCGCAGCUAUUCUUCGGUCACGUGAUUUAUUUCGGGAAGGAUAGAACAGUCGUAAAAAGGGUUUGGAGCACAAGAGUUGUACCUUUGACUUUUACUUAUUAAGGGAAUGGCGCGAUAUGGAUAUCUUCACGAUUAUGUAAAAUAAGGAACGAGGACAACGUCACCUCCUAUUAAAGUUUUACCAAACAAAACGUGAUCCGCAGGGAUUUUGAGUGAAUAUAAAUUUCAACUGAAAAUUAUUACACAGUAAAAUGGAUUCUACGAGGAAGAAUAACUCCGUUGACAGUUCUGUGAAUGGAUUUAAGAAGGAAGAUGUCAAAGAGGUUCAGAUACCAAUGCCAUGGGGUCACAUCAGUGGCAAAUGGUGGGGCCCUAAAGAGGUCCAACCGAUAGUGGCACUGCAUGGUCGUCAGGAUAAUGCAGGCACUUUUGACACAUUAAUGCCAUUGAUGCCCGAUGAUGUUUCUGUUCUUUGCUUGGAUAUGCCGGGACACGGUUUAUCUUCACAUUAUCCAAAAUAUCAAUACUAUUAUGUCUAUUGCGAUGGUGUCAUAUUCCUUCGUAAAGUCAUUAAAUAUUUCAAAUGGGAGAAGGUAAAACUGCUUGGCCACUCAUUGGGUGGUGCUAUAUCAUUUCUCUACGCAGCAUCAUACCCAGAUGAAGUCGAUGUUCUCAUAAGUUUGGAUAUUGCUAGCCCAAGUGUAAGGGACAUUACAAAAACAGCUGCAAUGACUGGGGACUAUAUUGACAGAUUUCUGAAAUAUGAAUUGUUAACAUUGGAUAAUGCACCAUGCUAUGAUUACAACGACAUGCUUGACAUAGUAGAAAAGGCGUAUGAGGGUUCUGUAACAAGGGAAGGAGCAGAAAUAUUAAUGAAACGUGGCAUACAACCAGCAUAUUCAAAGGACAAAUAUUUCUUUUCACGUGAUCCAAAACUAAAGGUUUCCAUUUUGGGCAUGUUCUCUUUAGAUUUAGUACUUGAAUAUGCAUCCAGGAUAAAAUGCGCUUAUCUCAACAUUCGUGCUGUUCCUGGGAUGAAAUUCGAGCAACCUGAAAAUUAUCAGAAAGUACUAGACAACAUAAAACUGGGGGCUAGAAAAUUUGAGUAUCAUGAAGUGAAAGGUACUCAUCACGUGCAUCUAUGUGAACCUGAAAAUAUUGCGCCUAUAAUUAUAAAUUUUCUACAAAAUUAAUAAUAAUAUUAUUUAAUUAUUGAUGAAUAUGGUUACUUAAGAUCAAAGGAAUAAUUUUAUUAUAGUCAUUAUCAAACUCUCAAAUUUAAAAUGCUGAUACGAAUUCAUAUUUGUUUAAUGCAUGUCUACUUACUUACACCAUAUGUAUAGUAAAUUGUUAAAUUAGAAAUGACUUUACAAUAUGUAUUUAAUAAUAUUGAUAAGAAAUACAGAGAUUUACAUAUAAAUGCGAUACAAAAGACAUCGAAAUGUGUUUAGUAUCUUAAAUCACUUUCUUCAAGGCAGGUACUUUUGUUUGUUAAUUAGCGUCGCUUUUACAUUGUAAUUAAUAAAUAAAUGAUUAUGUAAAUA